AUGGUGACAGAAAUACUUCGUAAAACUGAGCGACAGCUUUUUUACCUUGUCGGUUUUCUAAAGCACCUCAUUGUCGCGGCCGGCAUACCCCAUAUCAAGGACGACUUGAAUGUCAAGAGGCUCAAUGAGAUCCACCGCUGGCUCAAGCUGGCCGGGCUAUCGAUGCCGCCUCGAUCGCUCAACUACCAGCGGGCUAGGCUCCGGAGCAUUAUCGCCUGUGAACAGACCGACAUGCACCUUGUUUGGGCGCCUGGAUACAUAUUCAUAAAGCCCCUACCCGACUAUCUCCUGGACGCGAAGUUUUGGACAGAUCACCUCACCGGGGACAAAGACCUCUAUGGGCUUUGUAUGGGCUUGUUGUUGUCCUACACGGCCUUGAUUCAGUAUCGGAGCGACUUUGUCAUCGCAAAGAACGAGGGCCUGAUCAAGGACAGCCUAGAGUGGGAGGAUUGGGUCAAGCACUCCGCAGCGGUGUUGGCGCAAACCAACCCCACGGUGAACAAGCGCUACAAGUACGGCGAGCUGAGGAUGUCUCGGCUCAACAAAAUACUUUGGGCGCACUUCCAAUUGAGAGGCUACCGAUUUCCCUACCAAACGUAUGGGGAGAUGUUCAUCUCCAACAUGGUGCCUAUAGCAGGCGCCACCAUCUACGCUCUUGCCUCAGCGGCGCAUCUACAAAACCACCAUCCCUUGAAGGCCCCCACAACUCGCACUGGUGCCAAGGGAAAACAAAAUUCAACAACCACGGAAUACAAUAGAUUCGAGACGGCCGCCAACAUCUCGACAUUCGGGCACUUCACUCCGGCCCCGCCCACCCCCGCGAAAAUGCCCUCCUCCACCCCACCCGCCUCCAUCAUCCCCCUCGCGCCCCUCAAGCCCGACCUCUACGAGCGCGCCUGGUCCUCCACCCCGCACCCGACCCUCCCCUCCUCGCCACGUCCCACGGCCGCUCCGUCACCAUCUUCUCCUCGCCACUCUCACCCCGCACAGCAGCCUCACCAACGGCCACGAGCGCUCUGUCCGCUGCGCCGCCUGGAAGCCCAACCUACCCCCGGCCGCCUCUGCCUCGUCUCCGGCAGCUUCGAUUCUACCGCGGGGCUAUGGAGUCAAGGGCGUCUCCUUUUCCCCUCGGGCACCUUCCUCGCCACCUGCUCGAGGGACAAGUCCGUCUGGAUCUGGGAAGACGUCGGCGCCGAAGAGGACGACGACGAGUGGGAAACGGUCGUCGUCCUCAACGACCACGAGGGCGACGUCAAAGCCGUCGCCUGGUGCCCCGACGUGCCCGGCCGCAACGCGCGGAGGUCCUACUCCUCCGACGUCCUCGCCAGCGCCAGCUACGACGACACCGUGCGCAUAUGGCGCGAGGACGGCGACGGCGAGUGGGUCUGCGUCGCCGUCCUCACCGGCCACGCCGGCACCGUCUGGGGCAUCGCCUGGGAGGGCAGGGAACGACCCGACGGCGCCUUCCCCCGCCUGCUGAGCUGCUCCGCCGACGGCACCGUCAAGGUGUGGAAGCUCAAGGUGGACGCCGACGAAGACGACCAGGGCGGCCCCGCGCCCGUCACCCUCGGCGGCAUUCCCAACACCAUGCGGCGGUCCGCGCGGGAGGACUGGGAGUGCGAGGCUGUGCUCCCCAAGGUCCACACGAGGGACGUGUACUCCGUCGCCUGGAGCCCCAAGACCGGCCUCGUCGCCACGACGGGCAACGACGGCGUCAUUGCCCUCUACCGCGAGGAGGAGGACGGGGAGGAGACGGAGGCGGAAGGGGAGCAGCAGCAGCAGCAACAACAGGCUCCCGAGAGCAGCACGGGCGCUACCGAAUCCGCGUCCGGCCCCGCGGCGUCCAAGAGGUGGAAGCUCAUCGCUACCUAUGAUCAGGGCCACGGCGCCUACGAAAUCAACCACAUCACUUGGUGUCCCAGGUACGAUUCGGGUAGGAAAACCGGCGAGGAGAUGCUCGUCACCACAGGGGACGACGGCCAGGUUCGCACUUGGCGUGUAUCGUUGCCCGAAGCGUAA
Messenger RNA from Parascedosporium putredinis, 2019 nucleotides. The record is from the annotation of a GenBank genome assembly. NCBI's taxonomy places the organism in Eukaryota, Fungi, Ascomycota, Sordariomycetes, Microascales, Microascaceae.